This is a messenger RNA of Sinocyclocheilus rhinocerous, 6361 nucleotides long. RefSeq lists its product as uncharacterized. The transcript has 4 exons. Lineage: Eukaryota; Metazoa; Chordata; Actinopteri; Cypriniformes; Cyprinidae. The record is from RefSeq and is a predicted model, not a curated record. Bases 171 to 6008 code for a protein of 1945 amino acids.
UCAAAGGCCUGAUGAGAUACCUCACGUUGAGCUUUGGUAAAAGUAGUUAAAGAAAGCGCUGAAAGAAACACGUUCAUCACAGACAGAGGAGCGUUUCUUACACGGAUGUUCAGGAUGUGAUUAUUCCACUCCUACAUUCUGCCUGGAGAUACAAUUGAACAUUCAGUAGCAUGCAAGCCAAUUCACAACAUUCAGGACAACUGCAAAAUUUGCACGGAAAAGGAGCUGCACCUAGAGACGGGAUGGGCCAAAACUUUUACCAGCUAUGUUUACCACCUCACACUGCAAGUCCCUCAUAUCCUGGACAAAGUGCCACUGGAAAUUACUUCACCUGCACAAUCCAACCGGCAACCAGUGACCAGAUUUUGACUAGUAGUGUUCAAGCUACCAAUGACAAAAAUCUUGCGCAAGAAAAUAUGCUUAAUUCAAAACAUGCAUUGCCAACAGGAAAACAGGACUCCCAAAUGAUUCUGUGGAACAUGCCCUCUAAUUGCCAGAUAUUCCUACCUAUUAGCAACAUAAAUCUACAAGGUGCUCCCAACAGUAAUGGGCCAAACAUGUCACAUUGUGCCUUCAACUCAACUAACAGUUUAUACAUGCAACAGCAAACUACCUCCUCAGCAGUUGGCCCACAUAAUUCACAACAGUUUAAAACAGUGGACACUACAAGUCUUAACGAAGCUAUUAGAAAUGUGAACACUAGCAACUUGUAUAGCAGGCAGCAACAUGCAAAUGCUCCUACUAAUUUGCCAAAAGACUCCUCAGAAACAAGGCCGAGCUUGCCAUCUGAUCUAAAAUAUUAUCCCCUAACAGAAAACGCACGUCAUGGUCAAAGUAGUUUGAUUGGUGGGUACCCUUACCAGUUGUUGAUUGCUGAGAUGUCAAAUGCUAAUGUAAAAACGCUUUCUACAUGUGUGCAGAACCUGCAACCGAAUAAUGCUGCUCAGAGAGCUGUUGCCGUUGUCACGCCAUUGUCUCCUAUAGGAACAGCACCUGUUAAUGUUUCAGACAAAUCUGUUAAUAUUAAAAUGAAUGAAACGCCUGUGCAAGAGACUGUACACCAUCAACCAAAUAUUCCACAUCCUCUGGUGGCCAACGCUAAUCUGAAGAACCAAACGAGAGAACCAAACAAUCCAACAAGCAAGCAUCAACGACCAAAGUCAGCAGAGCCAAGGCUGAAUGAUGGACUUUGCAAUGUAGUUGGAGCCAAAAGUCCAGUUUUGGCUGAUGAAUCAACUGGCCAAAGUUGCUGCGCAAGUUCGCCGAAGCUGAAAAGUGUGGUUGCAGAACAAAAGAAGUCUGUUCAAACUCAAAUGCAAAAUGAACUGGCUGAAAAGACAAAUAAAAACUGCACCAUCACAGACAAGAAAACUGUUGAACCGGACACUGUUCAUUUUAUUGAAUGGCCAUUAGAUCGAUUGCAGGCCUUAAUGACCGUGAUUCAGCAAAUGGAAGAUGGGGAUCAGAAGAACAUCCACGAAAUUGAUCCUUGGAGGGACAUCUUAAAGAUUUACUGGAACGAGGAUUUUGACAAAUUUUGUGAAGCUGUACAAAGUGGCAUAUAUCAAAGCAUAAUGAAAGAAGUUUUUGUUUACUGUCCGAUGAAAGAGCCUGUGAUACUGAGGCAAAUUGUAAAUGAUGCACGUAGCAAAGUCAUCGAGAAUUUUCACGCUUUAAAACAAAACGAAGAGCCACCGAAGAUGACGUACAAGUCGUCUUGGCUGAAUCUUAAUGAAAACGUUGAUGACAUCGACAAGGAAUGUGGUCACUCUUGGUUUUAUAAGUCUUUUCAAAAUGUCUCUGAACACGAAGCACAAAACUUGGCAUGUGAAACACCAAGCGAAUUGCAAGAAGCCACUGAAAAACCAUCAUCGAUUAGGUGCAAACAAUUACCUUCAGAGGUGGAGAACAAAGUACCAGCAGACAAACCAACAUCAAACAAUGAGAGUCUAUAUGAAAACGUGCCCGUUUCAUUUAAUGGACAAUCUGCGUCUGUGACUGACAUCAACUGCUCACCAAAGCAUAAUUGUCAGGUUACAGAAGUAACCAACAGUCAACCAAUUAUUACAAAUUCUCUGGAGGCCAUGAUUACUGUUGUGAAGGAUUUGGAUAAACAAGGUGUCCCGACUGGAACGUCCAAUUUGGAUGACCAAUUUUGUAAUGAUGUUGGAGCCAAAAGUGUUGUGUCGCCCAAAUCAACUGGCCAAAGUGACUGUACAAACUCGCCAAAGCCCAUUCAUGUGGUUACAAAAGAACAGGUGAUGGUGUUAUCUUCUCAAAUGCAAGUUGGAUUCAGUGAAAAAAUGCAUAACAAUGGCUGUGCUGUCCUCAAUAAGAAUGUGAGAUGUGAGACCUUGCCAAAACAGAGUCAAGAACUUCGUAUGCACAUGAAUGAAGAGGAGACAGAAAAUAUGUAUGCUUCAGCCACUAAGUUGAUAGAAUAUAAAGUCAUUGCUGCAUUACUAGACAAGCACAAGGCAUCUUUGUUGAACACACCCCAAGAACUUGACACAAUAUCAACAGAAGAACGAACAAGCAGGCAGAGGCUAGAGGAGAAGACCAAAUAUCCAGCAUCUACAUUUCUAAGGACAUUGCUAUCAGCUCCUUAUAAGCCAUCUUUAGCUAAAUGUAAACAGGGUGCAACGGAAAUUACAGACAAAGUACAACAAGAAGAACACAUGUCCUCGGAGAAAAGUAGGUACGAUGAGAGAUGUGAAAAAUCUCCUGUUCUCUCGAAUGCUCUAUCUCCACCAGUGAUUGAUAAUUUCUCUCCAAAGCUUAAUGAACAACAAACCAGUUGUCAACCAAAUACUGUUAAUCUGCUGAAGGGCAUGACAAAUCUGGUGAGGACAUUGGAAAAACGAGAUGUUUCAUUAAAGCAUCAAAACUUCAUUGAAAAACAUGGUGGUUUAAAAAGAAAGUAUAAACGGUUAUCUAGAACAUCAAAACUGGACAAAAGUUUUUGUAAUCGUGUUGGAGCCAAAAGUCCCAUAUUGAUUGAUGAAUCAUCCAGCCAAAGUGACUGCUCAAGUCCACUGACACGUAGUCCUGUGGUUGAAAAUUGGGAGUUUGUUCCAUUAACUCAAGCGCAAAAUGAAUCCAGCGAAAUGAUGCCUAACAGUGACUUUGAUAAGGCCGUGAGAUAUGAGACUGAUCCAAAAUCUUGUCAAGAACUUUCUGUACAAACGAAUGAAGAGAAGAUUGUUGAGAUGGAUGCUUCAUCUUCUGUUAAGCUUAUUGUUCUCACUCAGGAAGUGGCUAAACGGUACUUUGCUGAAAAUAAAGACAUUGCUGCAUCACCAGAGACUGCAACAUUAAGGCUGGAUGACCCUGUUUGCAAUCAAGCCAAAAGUCCAGCAUUGGCUGAUGGAUCAACCAGCCAAAUUUACUAUGCAAGUCCGACAAAACUUUAUCCUGUACUCACAGGACCAUCUCAAAUGCAAAAUGAAUCUGAUGAAGAAAUGCCUGAAAUUGUCUGUGUACUCUCAGGUGAGUCUGUGAGAUGUGAGACUGAUCCAAAACCCAGUCAAGAACUCCCUGUGCAAAUGAAUGAAGAGGAGGUUGUUGAGAUGGAUGCUUCAACAUCUAUUAGGAUUGAUGUUCUCUCUCACAAAGUUGCUAUGCAAUGCUUUGCUGGUCCGUUAAUGCAAGAUGAAGACACUGCCACACCACCAGUGGUUGUGAAACAAACCUAUUGCCAAUCAAAUAUAGUACAUCCACUGAACACAAUGACACAUCUGGUUACGGCAGUGGGAAAACAUCAACACCAAACUGGAAAAUCUGACCUUUUGAAAAACAAGCAUCAAACCUCAACUGCAACAUCAAGGCUUAAUGAGCAUUUUUGUAAUGGAGACAAUCAGUCUGGAUCAGUCAGCCCAAUUGGCUAUGCAAGUCCACCGACACUUCAUCAUGUGCUUGCAGAACCAUCUCAAGUGCAAUCAGAUGAAGAAAUACCUGAAAUUGACUGUGUACUCACAGAUAAGAAUGUGAGAUGCGACACUGAUCCAAAACAUAGUCAAGAACUUCCUGUGCAAAUGAAUGAAGAGGUGAUUGUCAAGUUGGACACUUCAGCUUGUAUGAAGAUUAAUGUUCUCCCUCAUGAAGUGGCUAAGCGAUGCUUUGCUGGUCAAAUAAUGGAAAAUAAAGACAUUGCUGCACCACCAGAGACAAUACACAAGGCCUGCUUGUUGAAUUCACCCCAUGACACAGUAUCAACAAAAGAACGGAUAAACAUGGGGAGGUUGGAAGAAACUGAUGGAGCUGAAAGUCCAGGGUUGACUGAUGGAUCAACGAGCCAAAGUAUCAGUGAAAGUCCACCGAAACUUUGUCCUGUGAUCGCAGAACCAUCUCAAAUACAAAUCAAGUCCAAUGAAGAAAUGCCUGAAAUUGACUGUAUGCUCACAGAUGAGAGAGUGAGAUGCGAGACUGAUCCAAAACCUAGUCAAGAACGUCCUGUGAACAUGAACGAAGAGGAGACUGCGAAGAUUGACCGUUUAAACUCUAUUAAGGUCAAUGUUCUCCCACAUGAAAUGGCUGAGCUAUGGUUUGCCGGUGAGAUGGAAGAUAAGGACUUGCAGAAAGAUAUUGCACUUCAUAUUGCCACUGAAGACGAGGUGAAAGUUCAAGUCCCGGAACUCAAGUCUGAAAGAGAAGUGCUCCUAAAAGUGAAGCCAAAAGAGUUGAAAUAUAAAAGUUCUGGUGGUGAAAAGGUGGAGUCUUACUGUUGUCUUGCUAAAUGGUUUCAAACUUUAGAAUAUGGAAAUGGCUCCGUGUGCAUGUGCCAGAUAAAAGCUGAAUUGAGAGAAAAGGAGAUUAAAACGGAGCCCUACAGCACAAGUUUAGAGGUGCAGACUAAAAAAGACAGUCCAGGUGAAUGUGAACGGGUGGAAAUGGAUAAUGCUGCUCUUGAAAGAACAGAUGAUUCUGAAAUCACAGACGAUUCGGAGGACGAAAACCCAUUACUGCACAAUCCUUCUACGGACAAGGCAAAGAUUGCGAAGGACAUUUCAAGUUCCAAAGAGGUCUGUAAGGUAGAGACUGAAACUUCAGAGCAGAAAAGAAAUGAAUCGCCCACAGAAUGUGCAGCAAACGUGACUCUUAUGAAUGAGAUUAAGCAAGACACCCCGGCUCCUAAUUUGAAGAGGAAGACUAAUACAGUAUGUCUUUCACUGUAUGGGUCGUCUUCUGAAAAAAGAAACAAACUAAAGCGUACUAAAAGAUACAAAGAGAAAGUAAGUUGUGAAGAACCCCCAAAAACUGUUCAAGUAAUUAUAAGCUCUCACCAGGAGAUUAAAGACGAGAGCGAGUCAAAGAAGCGCAGAUGUGUGGAAACACAAGAUGAAGAUGCUAUGGAUAGGCAAGAGAGAAUACGAAGAGCAAUCUUGCAAAACAUGGCUCAGCAUAAAAUCUUCCCCUUGCGUCCCAUUUUUGGACUCUGCAAAAAUGGACUUUCAUCUACUUCAGUCAGAAAACUUUUCAGUCCAAAUGCUGUUGUGAAGAGUGACGCCCAUUUGACUGAAGGAAAUAUGCAAAAGAGACAAUGUAAGAAUGCAACACAAAUGUCUAUGAAUAAAUAUAUAAUCAGAGGGAAGACUGUGCCAUCCAAAUUAUUUCAUUCACCCGAGAAUGUGAGGAAAAGUAAAUAUGAGUUGGGGAACCCUGUUUUGAUGCCAUUGGAUGAGGGUCCUGCUUUGGAAUUCAAAGUAUUGCCAGAGUCUUUUAACUUUGAAGAUGGAGCUGAACUUAAUUGCGCUCAAGGCGACGCGUCACAGAGUACGCAAAAUGGGAUGUCAGGCCCAGAAGAAAAAGCUAAAAGGAUGAAAACUAGCCAUGUGCCAACCCAAGGUGUUUGGAGUUUCAGCCCCUUGAAGAAAAAGCACACUAAAUUCAUCCAGUCCACCAAUGUCUCAGGUUUAUGUAGCGUUUUCCAAGAGUUCAAGUAUAAAUAUCAAGAAAGAAAGAAGGACAUUGCCUCCAAGCAGAGCUUGAAUUCCAGUGAAAGAGCUUGAUUUUUCUAUUAAAAUAAAAGCAAAUGGGCUUAUUUUUGUCAUGCGUUUAAUUCCUGUGAAUGAUAAAGCUCAACAGAUGCAAAUUCCAAGUGUACAAAUACAUUUUUACUGUUUACUUGAACUUGAUUAUUUGUAUUAUAGUAUAAAUGCAUCUUUUGCACACUGGUCAUCCAGUUCAACAGCUGCUAUUAACCAAGUCCUCCAGUAUAUGUGUACAAGUUUUAUACUUUACAUUUUCAAGAAACAUGUUUGUCAUUAUUCUGUAUAUUGUGGUACUAUUAUUUGGAUUCCACUGGUUUGUAAAAAUUUGACCUUUGACCUUGUUAAAAAAGACCUUUUAAUAAAAAAAAAUU